Synchiropus splendidus (mandarinfish) is the source of this 1510-nucleotide messenger RNA. It is a transcript of the gene trmu, whose product is annotated as tRNA 5-methylaminomethyl-2-thiouridylate methyltransferase. Bases 96 to 1337 code for a protein of 413 amino acids. The transcript has 11 exons. The record is from RefSeq and is a predicted model, not a curated record. Gene Ontology annotation, biological process: tRNA wobble position uridine thiolation. NCBI's taxonomy places the organism in Eukaryota, Metazoa, Chordata, Actinopteri, Syngnathiformes, Callionymidae. Gene Ontology annotation, cellular component: mitochondrion. Gene Ontology annotation, molecular function: sulfurtransferase activity.
CCUCCUUGCAGCGAUGGUCAUGGCGAGCUGUGAUCUAAACAUCACUGAGCGAGGCGUUUUUAAAACGGUUUUGAGGCGUAUUUCACGUUUAAAAGAUGGGUGUAAUGCGGCACGUCGUGUGCGCCAUGUCCGGUGGUGUUGACAGCUCUGUGGCGGCGUUGCUGCUGAAAAAAAGAGGUUACAGUGUGACUGGGGUCUUCAUGAAGAACUGGGACUCUCUGGAUGAAAGUGGAAGCUGCUCUGCGGAGAGAGACUGUGAGGACGCCCACCGAGUGUGCCAGACUCUGGGCAUGCCCUUCCACCAAGUGUCCUACGUCAAAGAAUACUGGAAUGAGGUCUUCAGUAAUCUGUUGAAGGAAUAUGAGAAAGGUCGCACACCAAAUCCAGAUAUUCUCUGCAACAAGUACAUCAAGUUUAACCACUUCCACCAGUAUGUCAUUAACACCCUUGGAGCUGAUGCCAUGGCGACAGGUCACUAUGCUCGGACGUCACAGGAGGACGAAGAGGUUUUCCAGCAGAAACAUGCUCCGGCAGAGACGUCACUGUUCAGGCACAGAUUUGAGCAGAGAAACCCGGUGCGUCUGUGUCAGGGGGCCGAUCGGGUCAAGGACCAGACCUUCUUCCUGAGCCAGAUCUCUCAGCACGCUCUGAGGCAGACUCUGUUCCCGCUGGCCGGACUUACCAAAGACUUUGUGAAGAAGAUAGCGGCUGAAGCGGGUUUCCAUCAUGUGCUGAAGAAGAAGGAGAGCAUGGGCAUCUGCUUCAUCGGUGAGAGGAACUUCGAGAACUUCAUUUUGGAGUAUCUGGAGCCAAAGCCUGGAAAUUUUGUCUCAGUUGAGGAUGGGAAGGUGAUGGGAUCGCACAGAGGCUGGUUCACCGUGACUCUGGGUCAGAGGGCUCGGAUUGGAGGGCUGAGAGAUCCCUGGUUCAUUGUGGACAAAGACAUAACCACUGGAGAUGUCUUUGUGGCUCCGACCACGAAUCACCCUGCUCUUUUCCGGGACACUAUCCGCACCGAUCGCUUCCAUUGGAUCACCGUGGACCCACCUGCUGACCUGAUCAGAACCAAGAUGAUGGAGUGUCACUUCCGCUUCAUCCACCAGAUGGCGCUGAUUCCGUGCACUGUGACGCUAAACAUGGACGGGUCCGUCUGGAUCUCACUGUCACAGCCAAUCAGAGCACUCACACCUGGACAGUUCGCAGUGCUGUACAGAGGAGACGAGUGUCUGGGCAGUGGAAAGAUCAUCCAGCUGGGACCCAGCGAGUUCACACUGCAGCGAGGGCGUCAGGCUGCUCGGCUCAGAGACACCACAGACUCCACGGAACCUCCCAGCUGACACCAGUGAAGAACCUCCUUGCUGUGUCAGCAGUUUUUUUUUUUUUUUAAUGAAGUCUAUUUAAAAGUCUUUUAUCAUCCCCGUGAAAGAAACAAGAGACUCUUCCAUAGAUUAGAAUCUUCAGCUAUGCAAGCAGUUUGUCUCUGCAGUGUGUAAAUAAAGUCUGUCACGGA